AUGGACCAGAGAGAGCACUGUCCUCCCACCACCAGAAGGGCGGCGUCACUGAGCAGUGAACGCUCCAAUGAUCGAUGGAUUAACUUUCAAAAGGAGGAAGAUCUGCGGAUCCUCCACAAACUUCAGUCUGGACCUGGUCCCAGAUGUGAGUCCCUCAGGAGUAACCAUUCGAUGGGAGAACCACUGCGGUUCACAAGCAACCGGUUGAUGGAAGAACCACUGAAGUUCAGGAGUGACCAGUCGAUGGGAGAACCAUGGAACUUCAGGAGUGACCAGUCGAUGGGAGAACCAUGGAACUUCCGGACAGAAGUGGAUGAUGCAAAUGUCUCCAGUGGUCCACACCAUCGCACACACCUGGACUCCUUAUUUAAGCAUCUGUGGGAAGACCUCAUCACUUUUGUCCAAGAUAAGGUCAAGAAGUUCCACAGGCUUCUGAGCACAGAUUACCCAGAAUGCUUAGAGCCUGUGGAGGAUGAGGAGCAGAGGAGCAGCAGUGAGGCGCUCCUGAAGAUCAUACUGAACUUCCUGAGGAGGAUGGAUCAGAAGGAGCUGGCUGAGCGUCUGUGGAGCAGGGUUUCUUCUGGACGUUCUCAGCGUAAACUGAAGGUGGAUCUGCAGCAGAGGUUUGAGUGUGUGUUUGAGGGCAUCGCUAAAGCAGGAGCCCCCACCCUCCUGAAGCAGAUCUACACCGAGCUCUACAUCACAGAGGGAGGCUCUUCAGAGGUCAACCAGGAACAUGAGACUGAGCCGCUGUGA
Messenger RNA from Knipowitschia caucasica, 756 nucleotides. The record is from the annotation of a GenBank genome assembly. Lineage: Eukaryota; Metazoa; Chordata; Actinopteri; Gobiiformes; Gobiidae.